This is a messenger RNA of Entrophospora candida, 1221 nucleotides long. Lineage: Eukaryota; Fungi; Glomeromycota; Glomeromycetes; Entrophosporales; Entrophosporaceae. The record is from the annotation of a GenBank genome assembly.
AUGAGCCAAACAACAGCAGAAUCUACUGAUAGAAAUGUGGAAAUAUGGAAAGUCAAAAAGUUGAUCAAAAGUUUGGAAGCUGCCCGAGGAAACGGAACUUCUAUGAUUUCUCUUAUUAUUCCUCCCAAAGAUCAAAUUUCCCGUGUUGCUAAAAUGUUGGCAGAUGAAUAUGGAACCGCUUCUAACAUUAAAUCUCGAGUUAAUCGAUUGUCAGUAUUAGCAGCAAUCACAUCUACUCAGCAAAGAUUAAAAUUAUAUACAAAAGUUCCAACAAAUGGACUUGUGGUUUAUUGUGGCACCAUUGUUACAGAUGAAGGGAAAGAGAAAAAGGUUAACAUUGACUUUGAACCUUUCAAGCCCAUUAACACAUCAUUAUAUCUUUGCGAUAACAAGUUUCAUACUGAAGCAUUAUCUGAGUUGCUUGAAUCAGAUAAUAAAUUUGGAUUUAUUGUGAUGGAUGGUAAUGGUGCUUUGUUUGGUACAUUGAGCGGUAAUACACGGGAGGUGAUUCACAAGUUCGCAGUUGAAUUGCCAAAAAAACAUGGUAGAGGAGGUCAAUCUGCGCUUCGUUUUGCCCGUCUUCGAGAAGAAAAACGACACAAUUACGUUAGAAAAGUUGCAGAACUGGCGGUUCAGUUUUUUAUUACAAAUGAUAAAGUUAAUGUUACAGGACUUAUUCUUGCUGGUUCGGCAGACUUUAAAACUGAAUUAUCUCAAUCAGAUAUGUUUGAUAAUCGUCUUCAAACUAAAGUUAUUAAAUUGGUUGAUGUUUCAUAUGGAGGUGAAAAUGGUUUUAAUCAGGCAAUUGAACUUGCAGCCGAAAGCUUGGCUAAUGUUAAAUUUAUUCAGGAAAAGAAACUUAUUUCAAAGUAUUUUGAUGAAAUUUCUCAAGAUACUGGAAAAUUCUGUUUUGGCGUGGAUGACACCUUGAAAGCUGCAUUUAUUAUUCAUAUGACCAAAGAACAAGAAAAAGAACGCUCACUUUUCCUUGAUAAAGAAACAGGGGUUGAAAUGGAAGUUGUGGAGAGAACGCCACUUUUGGAAUGGUUUGCUGAUCAUUACAAGGACUAUGGUGCGACUUUAGAAUUUGUAACCAAUCGUUCUCAAGAAGGUUCACAAUUUGUUAAAGGAUUUGGUGGAAUUGGUGGACUGCUCCGUUAUAAAGUUGAUUUUGAAACUUUGAAUUACAAUAGUGAAGAUGAUGGUUUCUUUUCUGGUUAG